UGGAUUAAAGGAGGAAGCGGACGCUCUCAACACAGGACGAAGCUAACCGAGCCUGCUAGGACGAGCAGCCCCACGAAACACCUCCACUUUCCCCUCGAGCUUCUCAGCAGACAGGUGCCCGGUCCUCGGGUCCUCGGGUCCUCGGGUCCUCGGGUCCUCGUCCAUGCGGGAUCCUCCCGUGGGUUCGGAGGCUCGGGCCCACGAUGCCGUGGCGCCUCGCUAGUGACGCCUGAGCACGUCUCGCGGCUCGCUCUUCAGGGAUGACUAUGCAAGGCGGGUCCCAGGGCCCCUCACAUGGUGCGGGAGACGUGGGGGAGCUGGCACACACGUUGUCUAAAGAGACGCUCGGGUCCCCCGAUGCCUCCGAGUUGGGAAGUCCGCGAUGCACGCCGAACUUUGACCUCUUCAACAUGGUUGUGUCCUAUAAGAGAAUGGCUCUCUUUCUAGAACCAGCUGCAGAUGCAGUGGAGCUGAGCCGCUUCCUGCUCAGAUGGAAGAUGCCUGUGUGCUCUCUGUUUGUCUGUAUGUUCCUCAAUUGUUUCUUCUGCACUGUUAAUGAAGUGGGUUGGAUCACGGUGGCGGUGGUGGCGGUGGCGGCGCCUGCUGCCCUGGGCUACCUGCAGGACCGGUAUGGGGGAAGAGCCUCCGAUUCGGAGCUCCACAAGAGGCGCUACCACGCUGUGCACCGCAGGGACCUGCUGACGGUGCAUCUCACCAAACAGGAAGCCAUGCUGGAAGUCAAAGACCUGUUGAAGCACCUGGAUGACAUGCUGUCCUCUGCCUGCCUGUUAGCAGAAACCUUUUACAAGGUCCUGUACUGGGACAAUCACACCAAGUCAUCAAGGUGCUAUGGGGGGGUGUUAAUAUUGGCGUGCCUGCUCUACAUCGCUCCUCUGGGCUGGGUGCUCGCUGGGCUCAACACUACCCUUUUCCUGUGGAACAGAGACUUCUGCAGAGUUUUGUUGGACCUUAGGAACCUGCUCCAGAUGGGCCGGGCCAAAGCCUCGGAGGGAAAGUGUGAAGAGCAGGAACACGGCCACUCUUCGGACCAGACCCCGACGCCGACUAGUCUGGAGGACCUGUCUCCUGGCAGCGUGGAGGAGGCUGAAGAGGCGGAGCCCGAUGAUGAAUUUAAGGAUGCCAUUGAGGAACGUGCGGUGUCCCUGCAGGAAACCCCUUUGGUCCUAGUGGAGGAUGAUGACGGGCCCCUCGGAGCCCCUGAGUAUGACACCAUCUCUGAAAAUGGUCUCUUGAGCCGCAACGAACCAAUACGCAGCAAAGUGUCUAAACUGACCGAGAAACUGCGUAAACGUUACCCCACCAGCAGCACGGGCAACUGUUCCAGCUGCAACGCCGUCUUCUCUGUGCUGAAGAAACGGAGGAACUGCAGUAACUGUGGCAACAGCUUCUGUUCCCGUUGCUGCUCCUUCAAGGUGCUGAGGUCUUGCAUGGGGGCAACGGCUCCUGAGGCCCAGAGGGAGACCGUGUUUGUCUGUGCUGCCUGUAAUUCCUCUCUGAUCAAGUUCUAGAGAGAAGGCAGCUCGGUCUGGUCUCCCAGGAGCCGGCUGGAGGCCGUUCGCCCUCCUCCAAGUUACUAGAACACCCUCAAACAUGCCUUGGUUUUCAAGUUAAGCAUUUUUCCUGAACUAAUAUUGUUGUAUCUGUUAAAUAUUUCCCUUUUCAACUCUCUGUUGAAGAACUGGACCUUUAUAAAUGAACGAGACGCAGCGGCUCCACAGUUAAAGCACCUGUACCCUUUGCUGGGCGGAGGGAGGUGCACAAUGUGCAGGGUGGAGGUCGGGUUUGGGUUUGGGGGGGUGGUUUCGGGUUAAUCGGGACCUGCAUGUUGAAGCAGAGGCUGGCAGUUUGAAUUUGGUUUGUUCGGAUGAACAAAAGAACGAAUGUACGACUAAACGCAGCUCACUAUGUUCUUUGUUUUGACACUCAAACCUGUAGCUGGUCAAUAGGGUCAUGUGAUUAUUUUGGGGUUUGUCCAGGUCAUCAGUGACAAUGUAUCCCCCCCCCCCCAUCAGCUUGAGGAGAUCACAUGAGAGGAAUAGAUGUGACAUGCCAUAGAAGUGGCAUGGCCUGUCUAACACGUAGUCAGGAUUGUAUUCAGGGGGACGCUGAACAAGGUGUUUUUCUACUUGGAAUGAUCAAAUAGGUCCUUCACUGUGCUUGUACUAUUUCCUUUUUGUCAACGUUUUGGAGUGAAUCAGUAGCCUAUAAAUCAGCUUUUCCUCUAACUGGAUUAAAGUCAACCUCGAGUUGAUUAAUCGGACUGAACAACGCGCUGAAAUCGUCAUCACAGCCUCACUCUCUUGCAAGCAGGACUUAAGAAUUGAUGUGGAGGCAUCGUACCUCAAAGUGUGAUUUUAGCCGUUGUUUUCAUCAUGGUUCAGACACGUAUGAUUGUAAUAGUUUGCUUUGCUUUUAUUGUAAUCCAAUAUAAACUAACUAGAAAUUGUUCAACUAUAUCUAAUAUAUUUUAUUUAAAACUCCAGAAUAUGCAAGUUAUUAUUUGACCUAACGAUCAAGUCUCUGUAUAAUGCCCUAUUUAAUGAAUGAAAUAUGCCACUAUUGAAAUAAACUCCUGGUUAAUGGUUCACAAGUUGCAAGAAUG
Pungitius pungitius (ninespine stickleback) is the source of this 2623-nucleotide messenger RNA. RefSeq names its product zinc finger, FYVE domain containing 27 (gene zfyve27). The transcript is spliced from 14 exons. Gene Ontology annotation, biological process: neurotrophin TRK receptor signaling pathway; neuron projection development; protein localization to plasma membrane. Lineage: Eukaryota; Metazoa; Chordata; Actinopteri; Perciformes; Gasterosteidae. The record is from RefSeq and is a predicted model, not a curated record. Gene Ontology annotation, molecular function: metal ion binding. Bases 261 to 1529 code for a protein of 422 amino acids. Gene Ontology annotation, cellular component: growth cone membrane; endoplasmic reticulum tubular network.